UUAAAGACUGCACUCUGUGAUUCUUUCGUCUCGGACCGAUCUCGCCCCGUUUUUUAAUAUUUCCCUCGCUCCUCUCCUCCCCUCCUUCCUCUUCUCUCUCUCUCUCAUGUUCUGUGUGGACAGAGCGACGGAGUUUCUCUCAACCCAGAUGUGUAAUAGGCGCGCGUUUUCCAGAGGCUCGGUUAUAAAGCGUCCGUUAUUUAUCCGACUACUUUCAACUGUUCUCCUUUUCGACAAAGAGCCAGCGAAGGGAAACUAGUGGAAGUUUGAGACCAGGAAGAAUGCAGGCGACGUGUUGGUGUGCGGUGUUACUCCUGACGCCAGCGUUUUACUUGGUGACAAGUGUUCAUGCUUCCAAGGCGGACCUCCUCAAGUCGGGCAGCCCCAAGUCGACGUUAAAACACAUAUGGACAGAAAGCAGCAAGGACCUGUCAAUCAGCAGGUUGUUGUCACAGACUCUCCAUGGCAAAGAGAACACCACGGCUCUGGACCUGCGCUACGACACCCCGGAGCCCUACUCUGAGCAGGACCUCUGGGACUGGCUGAGGAACUCUACCGACCUCCAGGAUUCUAGAGCAAGAGCUAAGCGGCGGCCUAUGGUCAAGACGGGCAAGUUCAAGAAGAUGUUCGGUUGGGGAGACUUCCACUCCAACAUUAAGACGGUCAAGCUCAACCUCCUCAUCACCGGGAAGAUCGUGGAUCACGGCAACGGAACCUUCAGCGUCUACUUCAGACACAACUCCACAGGCCAGGGCAAUGUGUCUGUGAGUCUCGUCCCACCAACCAAGGUCGUGGAGUUCGACGUGGCGGCCCAGCAGUCCGUGAUUGACGCCAAGGACUCCAAGUCCUUCAACUGCCGCAUAGAGUACGAAAAGGUGGAGAAGGGUGCCAGGAACACGCUGUGUAACUUCGACCCGUCCAAGACGUGUUACCAGGAGCAGACUCAGAGCCACGUCUCCUGGCUCUGUUCCAAGCCCUUUAAAGUCAUCUGCAUCUACAUCUCCUUCUACAGCACUGACUACAAGCUGGUGCAGAAAGUCUGUCCGGACUACAACUACCACAGCGACACUCCCUACUUCCCCUCUGGCUGACCACUCCCACAACAACAAUCCCAAUGUGAAGGACCAGUAAGUUACAAAGCGGGGCUUCUUCUUCUUUUUCCCCGCCCAGAGAAAUAUAUGUUAGCUGUACUGUUCUGAAAAUAAAAGAAUGUGUAAAAUGAAUUGAUUAUCUAUUUAUGAAAUUAAGACAAUAGAGAAAGUAAAGACUUAUGGGUCAUUAUUAUUUUGUCUUUCAAGUGUUGUGCAAAACCAUUAUUAUUAUAAAUAUAAUAAUUAUUAUAUUAAUAUUAUUAGUAUACAAAUACUAUGACUAAACAAUAAUAUUGACUAUAAUUAAUUUGUUUUAUAGAUUUCAUACAUUUUUUCAGCAGUGAUUUCAUAGAUGCAUCAUGUGUACAUAUUUGGGGUUGAUAGUUCCAUGUGUAACUAAGUAAAAUCAGAAUUUCAAAUAAGUCUUAUUAGUUUGUAACAACUUGUUAAUGUUAUCAAUAUGUUAUAUUCAUUUUCUUGGUCCAGUUUGAUUCUAGGUGCUUUAAUUUUCUCCUUUUAGUAUUUCUUACUUUGCUCCUUAGGGCCACAAUACUUUCUGUAUGAAAGUUCAGUUCUGUGAGCUACCAAUUGGAUGGCAGCAUACAUGAUCCUAUGUUUUGUUUGCACCUGCAAUACUCAAUACUCAUUCAUUCAUAGCAGCUCAAUUCCGCUCUCUCAGAAAUAACAGUCCAGACUCCUACCCUUGAAGGUCUACAAGAUCCCCACACAUUUCCAAAUCCUUUGACCCCACAGUCGAGAGAGCUGAGGAAGAGGAGAGUGUCAGUGUGCAAUCCAAAUAGGUGGUCUUACCUAGCACUGACAGGAUUCUCCCGCAGGCAUGUUUUAUAAAAAAAUAAAAAAUAAAGGCAUUUUACAUGUUCAGGAAUGAUGCUGUUCAAUCUUCAGCUUGUCCCUGUAUAAGUCCUGGCUCAGAUUAUUAUUAGCAAAUCACAGCGUUAUUAGGUUUAUUGUUAAUAUUCAGUUGUGAUUGAUUGGGGGGCUUUGCUCAUUGUCAUUGACUUAAUAAAAAUUGUAAUGUAAUGAAUUCUAUAUCAUAGAGAGCCUAAUUUGUAUGAAUGGUUUGUAUUGUACAUAGUUUAUCCUGAAUUGAGCUGCGUCUGUAUAUGCCCACAUAAAGCGGUCUACCCCUUCCCACAAUCCCCCUCUCUCUCUCUCUCUCUCUCUUGUGAAUCCAUGAAAACAGCAACCCUGUACAUACGCUGUAGAACUGUCUAAAUAUAUUACAAGUAUUCAUCAAAUGUAUGGCUUUUAUUUCUGGGGGAAGGAUGGGAUGGAGGUGUACAUAUGAAUAAAAAUCCUGUAUGUUUUAUCAGUUGAA
Oncorhynchus tshawytscha (Chinook salmon) is the source of this 2430-nucleotide messenger RNA. RefSeq names its product neurexophilin-1. The transcript is spliced from 3 exons. Gene Ontology annotation, molecular function: signaling receptor binding. Lineage: Eukaryota; Metazoa; Chordata; Actinopteri; Salmoniformes; Salmonidae. The record is from RefSeq and is a predicted model, not a curated record. Bases 282 to 1091 code for a protein of 269 amino acids.